Diachasma alloeum is the source of this 1381-nucleotide messenger RNA. RefSeq lists its product as uncharacterized. Gene Ontology annotation, biological process: positive regulation of ligase activity; DNA recombination; double-strand break repair via nonhomologous end joining. Gene Ontology annotation, cellular component: DNA ligase IV complex; DNA-dependent protein kinase-DNA ligase 4 complex; nucleus. Lineage: Eukaryota; Metazoa; Arthropoda; Insecta; Hymenoptera; Braconidae. Gene Ontology annotation, molecular function: DNA binding. The transcript is spliced from 2 exons. The coding region runs from base 321 to 1202 and encodes 293 amino acids. The record is from RefSeq and is a predicted model, not a curated record.
CAAGUCUGAACCUGUGUUGCAGUUUAUAGUUUAUAGGCAAAACGUUUAUAGUUUUUGCGGUGUAGAAUCCGAAUUUCUUAGUGUGCCGGCUGAAUUUUACCGCAAGAGCAUUAUUAUUAACAAUUUAGAAGGUUAAAUGCCCUCUCGCAGCCAUUUUGGGUCAUACUCGAAAAAAGUUGGAACAAAAAAUACAGCAGGAUCCGUAAGAAAUCCAAGUAAACGAGGAAUAUUUCCUGGAAUGUCGUCAGGUGAUACGUACGAAUUCCAUGACUACCCUUUCAAUAAAACAUUGAACCCAUGAAUUUGGGAAUUUAUAUUCCAUGAUGAAUAGUAGUACGACGACUUGUCAAGUGAUUAAUAGUGUUGAUAAGGAAUCUAUGACUAUUGCCUCCAAAUGGACAGAUCAAGACCUCCAAAUUCUUAUUCUUCGUAAAGGAGUAGUGCCACUCAAAGGAGAGGUAUGUAUGAGAAAUCUGCUGGCGCCGGCGAAAGACUUUAACAGAACAGAAGAAGAAUAUUUAGACGAAAUAAAGAGAGAAUUGGGGGGAGAAGACGAAGGAGCUGAAUUUUCCGUGAGAGGUAGCACAUUUCAGUGGAAGAAAAAAGCGUGGAAACGUGGACUAAUAGAAUGUCAAGCUAUAAAUGAUAUUAUUGAGUUUUCCGGCUCAAUGAUGAAUGUCAUAACGUGCUGUUCAAAUAUGGAAAAGAGCACAUCAGAUUUGAGAGUGGAAAACAACGCGUUACGAAUUAAAUCGGAGGAAUUGGAGAGAACGUUGAAUCAUAUGAUAGAUUUAAAAAAUCAUAUGGAAGAAGAAUUGUACAAGAAAUUUAUCGUCUUGUUGAAUAGCAAGAAGAAGAAGAAUAAAGAAUUGAAGGCGAAAUUGGAGGGUCCUUCGGUCGUCUACGACCAAUCUACAGAUGAGAGUGAGACUGAAUGUGAAAAUACUCACAAGUCUCAUUCGAUAUCGCGGGAUCUUGGAGAUUUACCCAUUAAACUAAAUCAACCUACGAGUUUAAAAAAGGAGAAGACAUGUGAAAGCAAUGGCCAACAGUCAGAAGCAUUCAAUGCAUCGAAUAAUGAUAGUGACGAAUCAUUCGUUCUCAAAUUUUCCCAAUCACCCUCUCAAGAAACAAACGACAAGAAAAUUUUUCGUGUCGAUAAAUCUGAUGACGAGUCUGGAGAGGAUUUAUUCUCCGAUUGAUAAUUUCAAAAUUUCACGCAAUAUGUGCAAUUUAUUUUCUUUUUUUUUCGCUCCAUACCAAAUUUAUGUAGUUUAACGACUCAAGUGAUUCCAAUAUUCAUAAUUGAUUUAUAUGAAGUUGAAUGGGAGUUUUGGUAGGUCUACUGUUAGGUAUGUAAUUGAAGAAGAAAGUCAAUAAA